This is a messenger RNA of Esox lucius (northern pike), 4143 nucleotides long. RefSeq names its product protein APCDD1-like. The record is from RefSeq and is a predicted model, not a curated record. Gene Ontology annotation, biological process: negative regulation of Wnt signaling pathway. The transcript is spliced from 5 exons. The coding region runs from base 412 to 1977 and encodes 521 amino acids. Gene Ontology annotation, molecular function: Wnt-protein binding. Gene Ontology annotation, cellular component: plasma membrane. Lineage: Eukaryota; Metazoa; Chordata; Actinopteri; Esociformes; Esocidae.
UCUUCGGUUUUAUGGGGGGCACUGAGUCACAGCGUGAUAUUGCCCCUCUAUGAAACUAGGGCUUGUGUGUUCAUCAACUAUGACAGACCGAGGACAGAGGAGCGCGCGGAACAUAACGAAAAGAAUUACAUCAUUUCUCUGAGCAAUACUGAAGAAUUGUUGGAUUGGUUCGCUUUGUUAAUAAUGUAAACUAUUUUGAUUUCGCAUCUAGACAUCAAGCCACGUCUCUCGGAACGGGUGAUCACAAAAUUUUCUAGGAUGUAUUUUAUUGUUUUACAAUCGAACGGGUGGUGAUGCACGGGUCAAAUGGGCUGAAAGGCAAUCGAUUAUGGAGACUUUAAUGGUCCUUAUUUUGAUUAUAAACCUUUUUAUUUAUUUAUUGGUUUCGUCUGAAACGAGUCAAGACUAAAAAUGUUACUCAUUAAAUUGAUUAUUUCCAGUGCUUUUCUUUUCAAUGGUGGUUGUGAAGACUUACUGCUUUAUUCUGACAUACCAGCUGGUGUCAAGUCCCUCGGGAGGAAACCGCUGCAUCGGCAUAUUGCUGUUGUUGAGUCUCAGUGUCACUACAUGCUCAAACACCUCAAUGGUGGAGGUCAGAUCUUAGUGCAUAUGCCUCCCAACAUCACAGGCCACUGGGUUUCCACCAGCUUUUUUCCCCCCUUCAGCUGUGAGGUCAGGCCUGGGCCAGAGUUCAUUACCAGGUCCUACCACUUCCACCACAACCACACCUUCCAUGUUCUACAGUUCCACUACAGGGACAACCGCUGCUCCACCCCGACCUACACCUUCCUCGCCCAGGGCCAGUUGCACUUGCGCCAGGCCUCCUGGGUGGUCCGUGGGGGCACCGAGGCCGAUUACCAGCUUCAAAGAGUCCAGGUUGAGUUCCACAACCCCGAGGCAGCCCUGGAACUCAGCCAGUGGCUCAAGCCCAGCUGCAGAGCUCUGUCCCUGGCUGCAGGGGAGUGGUGGGAACCCCAUGUCAGCUAUAACCUUUGGAGCGAGGAGGAGGAUCGGGGGAUGGACUGUGCCCACAGGCUAGGUUUCACUAUGAACGAGCUGCAGCUAGUGCGUGUGGAGUGGCGCCGUCAUCACGAUUACCACGUAGCAGAGCUCUUUCUGGGGGACAUCCACACUGAGCGUGCCCAGAGGACCCAUCACAAACCAUCCAGCUACCAACUGCCACUACAGAACACCAAGAACCACGACCCUACGUGCAGUGUCUGCAGAGUCAUAGCUGGGGCGGACGAGCUCCAUCCUCCGGUCCUGCCCUGCGAAGACAACCUGACCGUUAAACUUCAGGGCCAGUGGGUCAGCCAACGCUGUGAGGUCCGUCCCGGGGUCCUCUUCCUCACCCGGCAUUUUGUUUUCAACAGCCACAACCGCACUUGGAUGGGACACUACCGGCAUUAUGCCGAUCCGGUGUGCCGACACCCCACAUUCGCCCUGUAUGCCCGGGGUCACUACAGCCACGCGGUCCUCUCCAGCAGGGUCCCUGGAGGAACCGAGUUCGUCUUCACAGUGGAUCACAUGAGAGUGACCCCUAUGGAUCAGGCCACCACCUCCCUGCUCAACAUCUUCCGGGGCAACGAGUGCGGGGCAGAGGGCUCCUGGCGCCAGGGCCUGGAGCAGGACGUCACCCCGACACACGGCUGCGCCGCCCUGGGCAUCCGGCUGCCCCACACCGAGUACGAACUGUUCCGCAUCGAGCAAGACCCGACGGGUCGGCACCUCCUUUUCAACGGUCAGAGGCCUUCAGAUGGCUCCAGCCCUAACCAGCCCCACAAGAUGGCCACUUCCUACCAGUACCCGCUGGUGCAGUGUUCCGGGGUGAGCCACUGGUCGUCGGAGUGGGGGAGGAGGGCUGACCGGCUCUCCAGGCUGGGGAGUAGCAGCUGCAGGCAGGGAGGAGAAGGGGAUGUGAGGGAUAUGGUCAGAGUGCUGUUUAUUGCUGCUUUCGCUGUUCUUCACGUCAGUUAGGUGUAGAUGUGGGUGAACGUCGUUGGCUUUGUUGUUGUUGUUGUUCUUGUUGUUGUACUUGUUGUGGCGCAGAACUGAACAGACUGUGAGUCUGACUUUUAAAUACAGCACAUUGCAGUGUUGAGCUGUAACUUAUUCCUGACUUCAUUAGGUAUUAAACUGAAGAAAAUGCAAAGGAAGUGAAAGGGGGAAUGUACCGUACUUUAAAAAGAAAUGCAACUUUUCUCAACAUUGGGCUCUAAUGAACAUAAACCAAUACAAGUUGUCAGUGCUAUAUUUGUGGUCGAGUUAAACAUCUAUUUGGAUCAGAAUGAUUCAGAAUCUGUAAUCUCCCGUUUACUUUCCAGGUUUUAUGUUCUUUUUUAAAUAAUCAGAUACCACAAUGACAGAUAAAUUGUUCAGUGCUUUGUAAUAGUCUCUAUAUUGCCAUCUACUGGACCAGUUAUGUCACAUUUUGUUUAGCCUGAAAGGCAGCCAUGUUUUUCAAAAUACUUCAUCUUGAUCAGAAUGAUCCGGAAUAUUUAAUGUUGAGGUUCUUUGCAUGACCACUCAAAUGGAAACCUGUACCUUCACUAUCGUUCACAGCAGUCAGUCUGGGAAUCCUUCCGUUGCAGUAGGCCACGUCAAAAUUAGGGUUGUUUGACAAAAGCUAAUUUUGGUUCUGGCCAAAUCGGUCAGUUUCUGUGAUAAAAUUGAUAUUAACUAUUGGUUUUGGUGGACCGUGGAGUCUGUUCAUAUCAAGACUGCUUGCAUGGAAGAAACUAAACGUGGGUGUAGUAUUGUGCUUGACUGGACCUGUUGGGGAAGCCAAGCAGCUUUAAAAACCAUUGCAAGUAAUCCAAAUGACAGGUUAUUCUGUAGUUCUACGAAUUGUUUCUCCACUAAACAUGGAAUUAAGAUAUUUAGGACAGGGAUCACCAGGGGUUCAGUAGUCUUAGUCAUCUGCAUCAUGGUGGCCAGGAGUUCAAAACCCACAGGGGUUAGUACAAAUUUACACCGUCGUCCACUGUGGAGGGGAAAGUCUUGUCUCAUCACACUCCAGCGUCUACAGGUUGUUGGCUGGAGAAUGAGCUCUCCUCCCGGCAUGUAUGUACCAGCGAAUACUACCUGGUAGAGCGAGCACUGUCAUCAUGGAUGGUCUGUCAUAGGGAAAUAAUGGUACCUAUCGAAUAAUAGUAAUAGCCUUUAACUUUUAACAAGUAUAAACUGCAGACUAACCAGCAACUAACCUGCAGUCAAUUUACCAUGAGGAUGAAUUACCAAUUCCAUAUGUAUCCCCAUCUGGAGGAUACAAAUGUAGUUUUUCAGUUUUGAAAACCCCAUUGCUACCAUUUAAUGAGUGUCCAAUAUAUUUAUCAAAUUCACUACUUCACUAGGUAAGUCAAAUUCAUAUUGGCCUUCAUCAGCUAAAAACACAAUCCCAGCAUUGUUCAAGUGUUUAGGUAAAUAGUUUCGUCUCAUUUAGCUGGAGCACGUUCUACUUGAUCUGCUUGUCUACCCUGUUUCUUUACAAGAUUCCCAUCAUCGCAGGCGUCUUUCGCAUGCUUUUUUUUUUAUUCCCCCAAAAAUUCUAACAUUUAGUCUCAUUUGAUUAUCCCAGCCCUUGUGAAUUCUAGGUUGUCCUAUUGGAUGUGUCUAUUUCACAAACGUUCAUUGAAACCUACCCCUUAAGUCUGUGUGAUUAGCCGGGAUUGUGCUACUGUAGUGUUGGUGAGACCGGCAGAUCCAAAAAUACCCAGGUCUUGUUUUUCUCAUGAACUAAGAUUCCAAAUGAUUUAAAUUUGAAGCUAGUAUGAUCCAUCUAUGAAAAGCUGGCUGCCAUGAACAUGUAAACAUCAUCUGUCACAAACCACACAAGUAGCUGAAAGCUAAUAACUUAGAUCAUAGGUAAUUCCAAAACAUAGUGUAUAUAUUACUAGAAUACACUCAGUUUGCUGUCACAAACUCCUCACAAAUCACUGACUAUAUUGGAUUUUUAUUUUCCUGUGAACUUACAGCAUUCUUACACAGUUUAAUACAUUUUGUUGUUCACAUUAGUAAAACUAAUGAAUUAAACUGUUAAACUGUGUUCUGCUUGUAGCCUUUGUUGUCAAGAAAAUCAUGUUGUUUUUUUUUGCUAGGGUCCCUGGGCCUCAAAAUAUUAAAAGGAAUUUUCAAAUAAUCUAA